AUGCCAAUGCACGGGAUCGCGGGGACGGGAGGCGCGGGCGCUACACUUGCAGCAUUUUAUACUAUCCCAACCAUCGGUGCUACACUCCAAGAUACCGCAUGUGAUCAAUCUGCUGAGCUGCCUCCACUCGCCGAGCUCAACGGUACAAUCGGAGAAAACCAAACACAGGACUUCGCCCAAGACAUACCUCCAGAAGGUACCACCAUUAUUCUCCGUACGGCCAAAGGUACCGUAGCAAUGUAUGGAUCGGCAACCGUCAGGACACCCAACUCGGCCCUCAACGAUUUCAACCUGACAGCCACCGAAGGACAAGGCCCCGUGUUGAUCUUCAUUGGAUUCGAUUUCUUUGUGCCCAAUCAGAAUGACAUGGAAGCGAACAAUGAAACAAUCGGCACAGUGUAUUUCACCAUCGAGGGAAAGCAAGCAACCAAUGUCUUCUCAUUGGUUUCAGCCGAGGGUGACGUCACCAAACCGGAACCAACCCAACCAAACUACAAUGGCGUUGGUAUGGUCACUACGACAGUGUCAUACAUUGCUCUGAUUAUUCUGAAUGGAGUAAUUAUUGCUCGUUUGGCAAUUGCACUUUAAAUCCAAACUGAUUCGACUUCCUAAUGUAUAAAAACAUCUAUAUCACGCUGCCGCCAUCUUGAUCAUGUUCCCUGUAUCCAACAACAGUUACGGUUGCUAAUAUUCAUUGUACGAAAAGGAACCAGACUCAUUCUCCUUCCAGCCUCAGUUUGCUAACAUCGAUUUGAAUUGGAUAAAAUCAAGAUGGCCGCACCAUGGUAAAGGUCUAAGGUAUUGCGCACCUUUAGCACAUGAGAUCAUCCGAGUAGGGCGCCCUCAUGCAUAAAGAGAGGUUAGUUUAUGGACACACU
Molecule: messenger RNA, 878 nt
Organism: Asterias rubens (European starfish)
Lineage: Eukaryota; Metazoa; Echinodermata; Asteroidea; Forcipulatida; Asteriidae
Exons: 4
Coding region: 1-588 (195 amino acids)
Source: RefSeq, a predicted model, not a curated record